Amblyraja radiata (thorny skate) is the source of this 4162-nucleotide messenger RNA. It is a transcript of the gene crtc3, whose product is annotated as CREB regulated transcription coactivator 3. Lineage: Eukaryota; Metazoa; Chordata; Chondrichthyes; Rajiformes; Rajidae. Gene Ontology annotation, molecular function: cAMP response element binding protein binding. Gene Ontology annotation, cellular component: cytoplasm; nucleus. Gene Ontology annotation, biological process: positive regulation of transcription by RNA polymerase II; protein homotetramerization. Bases 1097 to 3163 code for a protein of 688 amino acids. The transcript is spliced from 15 exons. The record is from RefSeq and is a predicted model, not a curated record.
ACUCCUCUAGUGGUGCGGUUGAGAAGGAGCAUUCAUUUCACCACCUCUCAUUUUGUUUUUUUCCUUUCUGUAUGUGUGUGUCUUCAGUAUUUGAACGAUGCCAGGAAACCCAGGGCUGGUAUUUGGAGCGGCAAGGAUCAGGGGAGACGGAGAGUUUUGCUGAGGGGAUCUGUACUUCAAUCAGACAAGGGGUUGGAAUAUAUUUGGAUGCCACUGGCCCCCCCGACUGUGGAGAGAAGACAAGGAGAACUUUCAUUGACACACAGUGGAGAAGAGGCGCCCUUUGAGUGGCCAGCCAGCUGAAUGUUGCUGCAGGAUGGUCGUGCUGUUGUCUCUGUGACCAGACCAGCUUUUGGGACUGAAUUUUGGCCACAGGCUCAGGGUCAGAUCUUGGGUUUUGAGGAAGAUUUCUGGAGAGAAUUUUAGGGGGACAUUGAGACAUCUAGUUAGGGUGGGUUUGGUCAGAAAUUGGUGUGUUUUUUUAGAUCAAGGGGCAGGGUUUGGAGUGAGUUUUAAUUUUUUAAGGUGAGUUUUAGAGAUUUUGUGGGGCUGGUGGUUUGGUGAUUAUAGCUUGUCUGGGUGUUUGGGGCAAAUUGUGGAGUUUUAGUUAAAGUGGGGUUUGUUGUUUUUGGGGAGAUUGUGGAGUUUUAGUUAAUGUGUGGGUUGUUUUUGAGGCAGAUUGUGGAGAUUUAGUUAAAGUGGGGUUGUUUUGGGGGGGAAAUUGUAGAGUUUUAGUUAAAGUAGGGGUUGUUUUUGGGGCAGAUUGUGGAGUUUUAGUUAAAGUGGGGUUGUUUUGGGGGGAAAUUGUAGAGUUUUAGUUAAUGUGGAGGUUGUUUUGGGGGGAAAUUGUAGAGUUUUAGUUAGUGGGGGUUGUUAUUGGGGCAGAUUGUGGAGAUUUAGUUAAAGUGGGGUUGUUAUUGGGGCAGAUUGUGGAGUUUUAGUUAGUGGGGGUUGUUAUUGGGGCAGAUUGUGGAGUUUUAGAUAAAGUGGGGUUGUUAUUUUUGGGGAGAGGGAUUUUUAUUGUUGGAUCAGUGGGAUUGAGGGAGGACUCUCACCUCCUCCUCCUCCUCCUCCUGCUGCUGCUGCCAGUGUGGAGAUGGCGGGGAGUAGCUGCAGCCCCGGGCCCGGCGCUGGCUGCUCCUCAGGCGGCUCGGCCUCGGCCUCCAGCCCCGGGCCCGGCCCUGGACCUUCCAGCGGCGGCUCGACCGCCUCCAACCCCCGCAAGUUCAGCGAGAAGAUCGCGCUACACACCCAGAAACAGGCCGAGGAGACGGCCGCCUUCGAGGAGGUGAUGAAGGAUCUCAGCGUGUCGCGGGUUCAGUUUCACAAGCUGCACCACUUACGAUUGGCACAGACCCGGGCACAGUAUUAUGGAGGAUCCUUACCGAACGUUAACCAGAUUGGCAACAACUUGCAUGACUUUCAGACACUGUUGCAUCCGACGCUGGACUCUAUGCGGGGAACACGACACCAUGGGUUGGUGGAGAGGGUGCAGCGAGAUCGAAAUCACCUGGUGUCUCCCCAUCGCCACCAGUCCCCGAUGGAUAAGCACGGCCGACAAUUUGACAGUUCCCCGUACGGAUCAGUUUAUCUCUCCCCACCACCAGACACCAGCUGGAGAAGGAGAUUCCCACCCUGGGACAGUGAGGAGAAACCACCUGGAUUGAGACUGAUCCCGGCCCUCAGCAGGACCAACUCUGACUCUGCUCUGCACACCAGUGCUCUGAACCCCAGUGCGCAGGAUGCCUUCAUGGGAGGGGGCCAAACCUUCUCUCAACAAGACCGGCGUCACGUGAACUAUUACGAUGAAAUGGACAGUCUGGGAGAAGUCUUUUCAUUCCCGGUCCCAACGGCAGAAGAUAAUCUCUUAAAGCUGAACAAACCUUUGCCAAAACAGCUGUGGGAAGCGAAGAAGGUUCAAUCUUUGUCAUUGCGUCCCAAGUCCUGUGAAGUGCCCGGGAUCAGUAUCUACCCGUCCCAGGACCAGAACGCCGGCUUGUCCCAUUUCCAGGGCUCGCUGAACACAGGCGGCUCACUGCCCGACCUCACCAACCUCCACUUCCCAUCGCCUCUGCCCACCCCGUUGGAUCCCGAGGACAACCCGUACCCCAACAUCAGCGGAGGCAGCAGCACCAGCAACCUGGCAGCCACCAUGACACAUCUGGGCAUCAGCAGCUCUCAAGGUCUGUCGUCCUCCUUGCACAGCUCGCUGAGUAACCCAUCCAUACAAGCCUCGCUCACCAACUCCAUGGUGCCCUCUCCACUGAGCAACCACUCCCUCAGCAACCCACCGAUGCAGUCGUCCCUGCGAUCAUCGCUCAGCAACCCGUCCAUCCCCACCGCCUUGAACAGCUCGCCACGCCGUCGCCAGACCCCGGUCAGUCCGCUGACCCUCUCGCCGGGCAUGGAGCCUCGCAGGUCACUGAGCAAACAGUUCUCGCCAACCAUGUCGCCAACGCUGUCUUCAAUCGCACAGGGAGUGGCCUUGGACACCAGUAACAUGGCGAUGGAACAUCUGCCACCUUACCCGAUCUACCAGCACCUCCAGCAGCCCCAGCACUUGAUGCACCAGACUCAGCAAGCACUGCUCCAAUCACCAAUCUCCACUAUCCAUCCACUCUCUCAGACUCUGCCACUCGAGCUGCCCUCCCCCAGUAACGACAUCGUGGAUAAUUUCUUCAAUGACCCGUACUUUGAGCAGCAGUUUCUGGCCAGUCAGUCCAAGCCUCUGUGCCAGCAGCUGAACCAGUACAACGUGUUGGAGCGGCCAUCUAGCUCCCUGCCGAUGAGCGGCAGCAACUUCUACAACCUGGGCUCCAGCCUUCACUUCUCGCAGGCAGCCUUGCUGGGUCUGAGCGGGAGCUACGGCAGCCUCCAGGAUCCACUACCACAGCUGAAACCCAACCAGUUCUACUCCACCUGCACCGGCAACAUCCCCAACAUCAUCCUGACAGGUGACUCGCCCCCCAGCCUGUCCAAGGACAUCAGCAGCGCGCUGGCCGGAGUCACGGACAACACCUUCGACACGGACACCCAGUUCCAACUGGACGAUGAUCUGAAGAUGGAGCCGCUGGGCCUGGACGGCCUGAGCAUGCUGAGUGACCCGGACCUGGUGCUGACUGAUCCCUCCAUCGAAGACACAUUCAGGACUGACCGCAUGUAACCAGUGUGCCUCGCGCGACAGGGUGAGAAUGUUUCUGGACACUUGAUGAGUGAAGAAUAACAUUUACAGCAAGGCACCGUUGAAGCUCGACUUAUUUUUUUAUUCAUUAAAGCACUAUCCGUUUUGGUUUUUAACUAUGUGCAUUUAUACAUCGGUUUAGCUGGGUUACGGCCGAUAUGUUUUUCCGUGUAUGCUGACUGUUGACACAGGAAAGGCCAGUACGUUAAAGACAGGAAAUCCUAGUUCUGUAAAUCAUUGGGGUAGCUCUACAUCGUCCCAGUCCGCUGGUGGGAGUUAACGCUGGGCGAGUCCCGCACACUGCCUACCGCAUUCCCUCAUUCUACCGGGCUUGGCUGGAGCGGGAGUGAGUGCCACAGAACCAGCGGGAGCAGUGUCCGGGGAUAGACUAGGAGGACGGUUUAACCCCUCCUGAUCCUGUUCAAUGUUGGCCCACAGUCUCCCACGGCACGCAGGGACCGCUGGCAUCGACAGACCCGCAUCCCGCCCUUCCCUGACCACCAGACAUCGGCCGGAUCUACACAGACCCGCUGCCCUUUCAUUAAUCACUGGGAAGCCAGUGAUUGAAAUGGUGUCGAACCAGGAGGCGGCCACUAGACACUGGGUCUGAGACUGGACACUGGGUCCAAGGGCAGUCAAUGGGUCCGAGACACGCCACUGGCCACUGCGUCUGAGAGAUCACUGGGCAUUGGGUCUGGGGAGAACACACACUGGGAUCAGUGACCUGCCAUGUUUAUAUUGAGGUCAAUGGUCAGCCAGUCGGAGGGUCGGUAUGGUGCCAGUGGUCAGUCUGGUCACGGAGCCAGUGGUUGUGGUGCUAGUGGUCAGCCAGUGGUCCUGGAACCAGUGGUCAGCCAGUGGUCCUGGAACCAGUGGUCAGCCAGUGAUCCCAGGGCCAGUGGUCAGCCAGUGGUCACUGGUUCUCUAACAACCCCCUGAGGACAUUGCAGUUUUGUCUCCCAUUGAAAUAAACACGGAUUA